Messenger RNA from Anopheles coustani, 703 nucleotides. RefSeq lists its product as uncharacterized. NCBI's taxonomy places the organism in Eukaryota, Metazoa, Arthropoda, Insecta, Diptera, Culicidae. The record is from RefSeq and is a predicted model, not a curated record. The transcript has a single exon. Bases 92 to 703 code for a protein of 203 amino acids.
UUCUACUACAGUUUUAUAAUUGUUUAACAGUAACGUUUAUUUAAAUGUUAGUUUAGCGAUUCAUAAACAUUGAUCAGUAAAAUAAUCGAAAAUGAUUCGUAAACUUAAACCGAAAAUGUGGAAAAGAGAGGAGAUAAUUGUGCUGCUUAAAGUGUACCUAACAGCUAUUGAAGGAUGUGGCGGACAGGACGAGGAUAAUACAUGGGACAUAGUAUCAGAAAAAUUGAAAGACCAAGAAAUCAACGCAUCCGCAGCACAUUGUCGCAGCAAAUGGAAUUUUCUUCUCAAAAUGUAUCUGGCCAACCCAACUCGGGACUGUGCUUUUAAUAAACACAUCAAGCAAAUCCUUGAUACAAUCAAAGAAAUUGCCGAGAAGGAUGAUAUCAAGCAGAUGGAGGAAGUGAACGAAGCGCUUGAUCAUGAUAAAAAUGUUUCAAAUGAAGGCGAUGAAAGUGUUUCAUACAUGUUGGAAGAAUUGGACAAUGAUAGCGACGAUCAAACUCCACCCGUUGAUGUACAGAUCGAAGCAGCGACGGAAGAUGAUGUUGUUAUGGCCCUUCUUCAAAAGCUUUCCAGUAAGAUAGACACACUAACCGAGAUGCAACAACGUCAUGAAGCCAACAUUCAAGAAAUUCACCGAUUACAAUUGGAUACUUAUGAAAGUUUAUUGAAAAUAAAAGAUCGCCUGGGUAUGGACAUGUAA